AAGACCAGUCAAUAUUCAAUAAGCAGAAGUCGGCCACCUAAACACCCACGCAACCCACUUCUGAUUUUGCCACACAACUAGUUGCCAAGUCUCCAUGUGUAAUCAUUCCUCAAGCUUCAAUGUUUUAUAUUGACCAAAGAUAUGUUUUUUUUAAAGAGUAGGAGAAGUUGUUCACCUGCACAUUUCCAACUUGCAUUUGUCUCUUCUUCUUGUAAAACUACCUAUAUAAACCUCACCCUUCUCUUCUCUCUACACUGAAUCAAUCUAAUUCUGGGGUUUUAGAAGAAAUAGCAUUAUGGCACACAGAAGUUCGGUGAUGGGUCUGAUUUUGAUUCUAGUUACCAUUUUCUGGGCAGGGGCCAGAGCUCAGUCAAGCUGCACAAGUGUAUUGAUCAGCUUGUCGCCGUGUCUCAAUUACAUAACGGGGAACUCUUCAACCCCUUCUGCUCAAUGUUGCACACAGCUGGCUAGUGUCGUCCGAUCAUCACCACAGUGCUUGUGUGAGGUUCUUAAUGGUGGUGGCUCAUCUCUGGGCAUUAAUGUCAACCAGAGUCAGGCUCUGGCUUUACCCAGUAAUUGCAAUGUGCAGACUCCACCUAUCAGCAGCUGCAAUGCUGCUUCUCCAGCCAAUGCUCCAGCAGGAUCACCAGAAUCUCCAAGCACAGUUCCAGGAACUGGAUCUAAAACUGUACCAUCAACAGAAGGAUCCUCAUCAAAUGGCAGUUCCAUCAAGUCGCCAUUCUGUCUGCUAGUCUUUGUGCUCUUUGCAGCAUCAUAUAGUUCAAUCUUCACAACAUACUGAUUUCAUUACCUCAACAGUCAGCAUACUUUAGUGAUUACCAUAUUGUUGUAUUCUUUUUUUGAGUUUCCUCUAGGCUGAGGUUUUAUGUCAUAAUCAUUUUGCAGCACCCUUCUGGGUUGGUGUGGCUUUGUAUUACUGAAAAGAUUCUACCUCUCUUCACCUAUCAAUAAAAACAUUAUUUGGUUUCAACA
This is a messenger RNA of Mangifera indica (mango), 993 nucleotides long. Its product is annotated as non-specific lipid transfer protein GPI-anchored 5-like. Gene Ontology annotation, biological process: lipid transport. The transcript is spliced from 3 exons. The coding region runs from base 296 to 802 and encodes 168 amino acids. The record is from RefSeq and is a predicted model, not a curated record. Gene Ontology annotation, molecular function: lipid binding. Lineage: Eukaryota; Viridiplantae; Streptophyta; Magnoliopsida; Sapindales; Anacardiaceae.